Messenger RNA from Mercurialis annua (annual mercury), 774 nucleotides. Its product is annotated as cytochrome b5-like. Gene Ontology annotation, cellular component: endoplasmic reticulum; membrane. Gene Ontology annotation, molecular function: heme binding. NCBI's taxonomy places the organism in Eukaryota, Viridiplantae, Streptophyta, Magnoliopsida, Malpighiales, Euphorbiaceae. The record is from RefSeq and is a predicted model, not a curated record. The transcript is spliced from 3 exons. Bases 161 to 571 code for a protein of 136 amino acids.
UACCAACCCCAUUGCCAUUUGUAAGAAAAAACUUUGAUUGACUUCCUCUUACCAACAUUACUAAUACACCAACCCAAUUCAAAUCCACCCACUUAGCUUCUUUUCUUGAAGGCAAAAAAAAGCCUUCAUUUUUCUUGUUUGAAACCAAAGUUAGCAACAAAUGGGUAGUCAAGGAAAGGUUUAUACUUUGGCUGAGGUUUCUGAACAUAACACUCCCAAAGAUUGCUGGCUUGUUAUCGAGGGCAAGAUAUUUGACGUGACAAAAUUCUUGGAAGACCAUCCUGGUGGCGAUGAGGUUUUGUUGUCAGCCACAGGGAAGGAUGCUACCGAUGAUUUUGAGGAUGUCGGGCACAGUAGCAGCGCAAGGGCAAUGAUGGAUGAAUACUACGUUGGUGAGAUUGACUCAUCAACUAUUCCUUCUAAGAAAGCAUACACUCCUCCUAAGCAACCACAUUACAACCAAGAUAAAACAGCUCAGUUUAUUAUCAAACUCCUUCAAUUCGUAGUUCCACUGCUGAUUUUGGGUUUGGCUGUUGGUAUCCGUUUCUAUACAAAAGAAAAGGAAGCUUAGUGCUGAAACAAAGGGACAAUGCAUCGAACAUAUGAUCGAAAUAAGCUUGUGUUAGUAAACUUCUUACCUCUUUAGGACAUUUAUUACUGUGAUGAGAAUGUGUUUCUUCUUUCUGUAAGCUCUCUUGAUGCCAUCCUUCUUUUUCUUUCGUUUGUUCUCCUUAAACGCUAUUACUAAAGAUUGCAUUGCACCCUUUCGGAGUA